Nothobranchius furzeri (turquoise killifish) is the source of this 1627-nucleotide messenger RNA. It is a transcript of the gene zcrb1, whose product is annotated as zinc finger CCHC-type and RNA binding motif 1. Gene Ontology annotation, biological process: mRNA splicing, via spliceosome. Gene Ontology annotation, molecular function: RNA binding; zinc ion binding. The record is from RefSeq and is a predicted model, not a curated record. Gene Ontology annotation, cellular component: U12-type spliceosomal complex. Lineage: Eukaryota; Metazoa; Chordata; Actinopteri; Cyprinodontiformes; Nothobranchiidae.
AAAACGUCAUCAAGCCGCGACGCAAACAUGGCGUUUGUUUCUGUUUGCUAAUAAUUUGAAAUCUUACCUUGUUUUAUUCAAAAUUUGUUAUAGCUGCGUUGUUACGUUUAAUUUUUAAACUAGUAAUUUUUUACAACGUAGAAUUAGACAUUUCCCUGUAGCUGUUGCACAGGCCCAUGAGCACUCGGAUGUAUUUUCUUUUUAAAAUAAAAUUUGCGUGUUCAGGUUCAACAUGAGUGGAGGUUUAGCACCUAGCAAAAGUACUGUGUAUGUGUCGAACCUGCCGUUCUCACUGACCAACAACGACCUACAUAAGCUGUUUACCAAAUAUGGAAAAGUUGUAAAGGUUACGAUUGUGAAGGAUAAAGACACUCGCCAGAGUAAAGGAGUGGCAUUUGUUCUGUUCCUAGACAGAGAGUCGGCUCACAACUGUGCAAGAGCAGUGCACAACAAACAGUUGUUUGGAAGAACAGUUAAAGCCAGCAUUGCCAUAGACAAUGGGCGAGCAACUGAAUUCAUCAGAAGACGGAACUACGUCGACAAGUCACGAUGCUACGAAUGUGGAGAUACAGGACAUCUGAGUUAUGCAUGUCCCAAAAACAUGCUUGGAGAGAGGGACCCACCAAAGAAGAAAGAGAAGAAAAAGAAGAAAAAGGCACAGCAACCUGAGCUAGUUGAAGAAGAUGAAGAAAGUGAAGAAGAAGGAGAAGACCCAGCCUUAGAUAGUUUAAGUCAAGCCAUAGCUUUUCAGCAAGCUCGUAUGGAGGAAGAGGAUAAAAAUCGAAAGAGACAGGCAGAAGGGGAUGCUGCACGUGCCUCUACGUCGUCAGACUCUAAGAAACCGAGGAUCAAAAAGAGCGCAUACUUCAGCGAUGAGGAAGAGCUCAGUGACUGAUAACGACCUGCAGAGACAUUAAAAACUUCAGCCAUGUAGAUAUAUGUAAAAAUGUCACUAGAGUUGUCUUUUGUGUUUCAUUUGGAUGUGAAAAAAAUCCCUCUAUCAUUAUUCUUUUAAAUAGAUUUACUUUACUGCUUUGAUAAAACCAAGCAAGUGUCAAUAACAGGAAUAAAAAUUUGAAAUUACAAGGAUUUCCCUCCAUGGAAUCCUUUUGAUCUGGAGAUGAUGGAGCCAUUCACAUAUUGUCCUUGACUUAAACGUUUGGGGGACCUCUGGCAUCCUUUGUGAUUGCCUCCAAGUGUAUCUUCUGCAUCAUCACGUAAAAUGAGCCGUGGGUUGCCCCGGUGUGUGCAGGCUGUCUGGUGUGAGGCAAACGCAGCGAGGUUGGAGCAUUAAAGGAUUCGUGGUAGCGAUCUGAUGUGAGUGGAAUCCCUCAUUUAUGCAGCCACGCAUAAAAAGAAAAACUGUCCCGUGUCGCAUUUGUUUUCGUGGUCGGAUUUGUAAACAUGAAGAUUAGAAGGAUGGAUAAUCGCUGUACACGAGGCGUUUCACCUCAUUCAACUAGAAUAAUGGAUUAUUGUAAACCACAAAGGUGGGGGAAAAAACUAAAGGGUGCGUUUAGUGCGCUACAUGUUAGUGAUUUUAAAUUAAAUCUUUAUGAUCAAUUUUUUCAGCCUCUGUAACGCGUUUAUGUGCAUGAUGCGAAUAAAUCCUCGGCUUAUGUUGUGA